AUGAUUUACUUAUUUUUGCUUCUUUUGUUUGGCGCCAAUUCGAGUGAUGGACGAGGUUUGCAAGUUUUGGGUUUCUAGGCCAAAUUUUGAGUGUUAGCUUCAUUUCUUGUUCUAUGGAAUAUUAUUUGAUAUACAAAAAAUUUUUAAAAAUUGCAGUUACCUCAACUGCUGCACCUGCUCAAACUCAUCCUCUUCACAUAAUUUCUGCAAUUGAUAGUAAUCUGAAUGUUCAAAUAAAUGUGGAUCUCAAAGAAAACUCACCGGGAACCAGUAAAGUGAGAAUACAUAUUAAAACUCUAGAUUCCAAAUCUUGUAACAUAACAACUUUAGGCGUUCAAAUUAUAUUACACAAAUGAUUCAAGUUUGUCGGAGAAAAAUUAUCAGAGUUGGACAAUUCAGGAAAAACCGUCGGAUUCGAAUUUCACACAGUUUAUUAUUGAUGGUAAGAUUUUUCGGGAACUUUAG
Molecule: messenger RNA, 465 nt
Organism: Caenorhabditis angaria
Lineage: Eukaryota; Metazoa; Nematoda; Chromadorea; Rhabditida; Rhabditidae
Source: the annotation of a GenBank genome assembly